Rhinichthys klamathensis goyatoka is the source of this 3546-nucleotide messenger RNA. RefSeq names its product BR serine/threonine kinase 1a (gene brsk1a). Lineage: Eukaryota; Metazoa; Chordata; Actinopteri; Cypriniformes; Leuciscidae. The coding region runs from base 467 to 3013 and encodes 848 amino acids. The transcript is spliced from 20 exons. The record is from RefSeq and is a predicted model, not a curated record. Gene Ontology annotation, cellular component: cytoplasm. Gene Ontology annotation, molecular function: protein serine/threonine kinase activity; ATP binding; tau-protein kinase activity. Gene Ontology annotation, biological process: protein phosphorylation; intracellular signal transduction; microtubule cytoskeleton organization.
GGACUUUCUAAAUGGUGUUUGUUAUGAGGCGAUGGCCAGCUGGUAGAUACAUCUAGAAACACCGAUCAUAAGUCUACUAACAGCAGCUUAUCAAUACUGCACCUGGCUCUCUGUCAUGGCAUGCGCUGUGAAUUAGAAGUCUGAGAAGGGUGACUUUGAUUGGCAAAGCUACGAAUUAGGCUGCUUUUAUGGACCUAACUCUUAUCUUUACAUUGACAUCUGUAUCUUUCCACUCUGUUACAUACAUGACUCACAGACGGUACAAGUCUGAAAGAUUUCAGAAUAAUUAACAGGCCCGUGUGACUGUUGCCGAGACAGAUUUUAGGGAAUCCCAAGCUCAGCAUGGAUAUAUUUCCGGGUUGUUGCAGACCCCUGCAAGACUAUUGUAGAAAAACUCAGCUCAGAAACAGUACGCUGUGAUAAUAUUGCAUGCAGUAGCAAGUUUAACAGGAGCCAGGCCGCCACUAUGUCAAAGGAACUGUCAGUGACCCAGACAGCUCAGUAUGUGGGGCCGUAUCGACUCGAAAAGACUCUCGGGAAGGGCCAGACAGGUCUGGUGAAGCUUGGGAUUCACUGCAUCACUAGUCAAAAAGUAGCCAUCAAAAUAGUCAACCGAGAAAAGCUCUCAGAAUCUGUGUUGAUGAAGGUGGAGAGAGAAAUUGCUAUAUUAAAACUGAUCGAACAUCCACACGUGUUGAAACUUCAUGAUGUUUAUGAGAAUAACAAAUACCUGUAUUUGGUAUUGGAGCAUGUUUCUGGUGGAGAGCUGUUUGACUAUUUGGUGAAGAAGGGCCGACUGACGCCUAAAGAGGCACGGAAGUUCUUCAGACAAAUCAUAUCUGCUUUGGACUUCUGUCACAGUCACUCCAUAUGUCAUAGAGACCUAAAGCCAGAAAACCUUCUGCUGGAUGAGAGGAACAAUAUCAGGAUUGCAGACUUUGGCAUGGCCUCACUACAGGUGGGAGACAGUCUGCUAGAGACAAGCUGUGGAUCUCCUCAUUAUGCAUGUCCAGAAGUUAUCAGGGGUGAGAAAUAUGAUGGUCGACGGGCUGAUGUAUGGAGCUGUGGAGUCAUUCUCUUCGCUCUGCUAGUGGGCGCUCUGCCCUUCGACCACGAUAACCUGCGGCAGCUGCUGGAGAAGGUGAAGAGUGGAGUUUUCCACAUGCCCCAUUUCAUCCCACCCGACUGCCAGGCUCUGCUGCGGGGCAUGAUCGAGGUCGACCCUGAGAAAAGAUUCACGCUAGAGGCCAUCCAGACACAUGCCUGGUAUCAAGCUGGACGCAAUGAGCCGUGUCCGGAGCAGCCGCCCCCGAGGCGUGUGUGUAUGGGCCGGAUCAUGUCUCUGACAGAGCUGGACCCGGAUGUGCUGGACAGCAUGUAUUCUCUGGGCUGUUUCAGGGACCGGGUUAAACUGGCCCAAGACCUGCAGUGUGAAGAAGAUAACCAAGAGAAGAUGAUCUAUUAUCUCCUGUUAGACCGUAAAGAGCGCUAUCCCAGCUAUGAGGACGAGGAUCUUCCUCCAAGAAAUGAAAUCGUGCAUUGCAUUCAUGACCCUCCACGGAAGCGUGUAGACUCACCCAUGCUAACCCGUCACGGCCGCUGCCGGCCCGAACGGAAGAGUCUGGAGGUGCUGAGUGUGACGGAGCAGGGCUCUCCAACACCCCCACGCAGAGCGCUGGACACCUCCACGCACAGCCAAAGAUCUCGAUCUGUUAGUGGAGCAUCAACUGGCCUUUCUUCUAGUCCUCUGAGUAGUCCCAGGAGCCCUGUCUUUACCUUCAGCGAGCCAGAGGUAGUUGCCGCCGCCACCAAAGCGGGAAGCGGCAGCACCGUCACUCGUCCCAAUCGAUCGCAUGAACCCAAAACGCAGACGCUUCCAUCUAAAAAUGCACCUGAACGCCCCCAACUCCAGUCCAUGAAGUCCCUCCCCCUGCCCGCCUCCACUUCCCGCUCUCCCUCCCCUUCUCCCCUCUUGUCACCCAUUCCCCGUUUCCUCUUCUUUCCUUCUCCAUCUGCGGUGCUGAAGUCGGUGACUAAAAGCUUGUAUCCCAUGUCUCAGGUCACCCCUCAGGGCUCUCCCCUGCCAACCCCCCUGGGUACCCCUGUGCAUCACCCCCACCCCCCCACCGCUACCCCACCCUCCUCCUCCUCUUCCUCUUCUUCCUCCCGAGCCGAGGGAGGAAAUGUGGGCGUGGGCUCACUCUCCUUGACCCCACCCUCUAGUCCAGGGGGAGGCGGUGGCAUGGCGGCCAGUAGCUCCGCCCACUGGAGGACACGCCUCAACUCACUGAAGAACAACCUGUUGGGGUCGCCGCGGUUCCACCGGCGCAAGCUGCAGGUGCCAACCACAGAGGACAUGUCCAGUUUAACACCAGAAUCCAGCCCAGAGCUGGCUAAAAGGUCCUGGUUUGGGAAUUUCAUCAGUUUGGAGAAAGAAGAGCAGAUUUUUGUGGUCAUCAGAGACAAACCUCUCAGUUCCAUUAAAGCUGAUAUCGUCCAUGCCUUCCUCUCUAUUCCCUCCCUCAGUCACAGCGUAAUCUCUCAGACGAGUUUCCGAGCAGAAUAUAAGACUUCUGGAGGUCCGUCUGUCUUCCAGAAGCCUGUCAAAUUCCAGGUAGACAUCUCCUUCUCUGAGGGGGAAAGAGAGCAGGAGCGGGAGAGAGAGAGGGAUGGACAGAAGGAUUUUGGAAUAUAUAGUGUAACUUUUAGCCUCAUAUCAGGUCCAAGUCGCAGAUUUAGAAGAGUUGUUGAAACGAUUCAAGCCCAGUUGCUCGGCGCUCAUGAUCAGUCCAUGACGCAAACUCUUUCAGCUUUCUUUUGCCUCAUGCCAGAUGAGAAGAACGGUCGCCCUCCCAGAACACCAACACGACAAAACUCCCGGCGGUCCGAGGGCGGAGGCGAUCGGUGUGAAUGGGUGGAGCGCGGCGAGAGUGGGGUUUUACUCCAGCGCAGGGGUUCGGGGAAAGAAAGAACCCGCCUACUUUCCUCCAGUGGAACACAAUCACAGCCCUAAAGGAGAAAUAUUGUGAAUAAUCAGCAACCCAUCAAGAUAUUAGCCAUGAUAUGAGACAAAACUACUCAAACUUUCCUUUUCCCCUUCUCACUUCAGAACAGCAUGAUGGUAAAAUGUGUUUUUAAAGGAGCUUUUUGAAAGCCUAAUGAAACCAAAUACUGAUACACAAACAGUAGACGGCCUCUUUGUGCAAGAACACGGGAUGCAGUGAAGCAAAGAAUCAUCUCCACUGAACAAGAACACUACACACACUUCUGAGAUCCGAGGAACACCUCUGAAAAUGAUUUAAUUGGUCAUCCUGGACAAUGCUUUGAUUUAUGCUGUAUUUUCUCUCAUGUGAUUUGGAUGUAAUGUGCAAAACUUGAGUCUUAAGAGUUUAUAAUGACAUUCGUGGAAGGUUCCGGUUGUGGGUAGCACACCAUCUGUUCCUUACAGUCCUGCUAUCUGUUUCAGCAAUCGAGUAAUUAUAGCUAGCAACAGAGAUCUUAGUCCAAUUAGUCUGAAUUUGUAUCCUCCAAAUCAUGUUUUUAACA